This is a messenger RNA of Diversispora eburnea, 177 nucleotides long. The record is from the annotation of a GenBank genome assembly. NCBI's taxonomy places the organism in Eukaryota, Fungi, Glomeromycota, Glomeromycetes, Diversisporales, Diversisporaceae.
AUGGGACCAGCACCUGUAAGAACGUUUUCAUCAUCACUUUCAUCAGCACCUUCAUCAUCUACUUCAUCACCUUAUUGUUAUCAACGUUAUCAAUAUUAUUAUAUUCGUAUUGAAUUUCUAUUUUUGAGAUCUAUAGAUUUUUUAUUUCCAUCAUCGCGUUCAUCACCAUCACCAUAA